Closterium sp. NIES-67 is the source of this 7084-nucleotide messenger RNA. The record is from the annotation of a GenBank genome assembly. Lineage: Eukaryota; Viridiplantae; Streptophyta; Zygnematophyceae; Desmidiales; Closteriaceae.
CCAUUAUCACCAUCAUGCAGGUAUCCUGUCUUUUCUGAGAACCAUCUCUUUAGCGCUUUAGGAGACACCGUAGGCACGUAGUACUAGGCACUCUCGCGGGAAACUUCAGGUUGCGAGUAGAUAUUGGUAGCUGCGGUGGAUCCUUGCUAUGAUCCCUGUUUGAUUCAUUUGUCAGCUCUAGUUUCGGCAUUAGCUUCGAGCUCUGCUCAUAUUCAUGUUGCCUUUUGGAACGUGCACACCUAGUUAGAUCGGAAGAUUAUUAUACUAACCGAGACCUAAGCUUGAUAGAAACCUCAACCAUUCCACAACAGGAGCGUCGUUCUCAACCGAGCAGUAGGUCCUUGUCUCAAGUCUCGUAGGCAAAGCCGUAGUUAAGUUGAAGGGAGAUCGUAUAGUUGCUAGUUUCUCCGUUUUUUUUGCGUCGCAAGGACAGCAGGUGCCAUGGAUCCAUCUCGUAACUCCGUCCCUGAUUCGGCUUCCGACUUCCUGAACCGUGUUACAUCCUUUCGGACCACAGCGGCACCUGUAAACGCGGGAUCUCAGGAGAUCGGAGUGUUAUCUCAGGGAAAUCCAGCAGGGAAUCAGGCUCUACCGCCUGUGCGAAUCGUUCACGCCACGCAAGUACCCCUGACCGUACCAUCCCAGAGAAUCAGUCCUCUUACAACGGCAUCUGCAAGCCUACCGACUCUAAGGACCGGUCAGCCAGUGCUGAUGCAUCAAAACUUACCGUAUCAGUCGACCAAUCAGGCCACGCACGCGACAAUAGCAGGAUCGAUAAGGCAGAAUCUAUCAUCUCGAAGCCCCGUGGCUCAAGCGCAGAACCAGCAGAUUCCGGGAGCUCAGCUGAUCCUGGGAACAGGCUUGCAGCAGGGAGCACCGCAUAUGCAGGGAGUUACAGUGCAGCCAUCCUGGCAGCAGGACUGGCAGGAGAAUCUGCUGCAGCAGAGCCGUCAGCAGCAGAGCCAGCGGCAGCAGAACCAGCAGCAGCCAAGCCGACAGCAACAGGGCCAGCAGCAAAUCGGCCAGACGCAUGCCAACCAGCAGCUAAAUGGUCUGCAAUACCAGCAGCAGCAGCAGCAGCAGCAGCAGCAGAACUGGCUGCUGCAGCAGCAGCUACUGCAGCGUCAGCAGCAAAUGCUGUCCAAGCAGCAAGCACAGCCCCAGCAGCACCCCGUGCCCCAGCAACAGGCGCUGCCACAUCAGCAACAGCAUCGGAACCAGGUGCUACAGCAGCAGCAACAGCCGGGUCAACAGGUAGUGCAGCUCCAGCGGCAGGCGCAGCCCCAGCAGCAACAGCAACGGAAUCAGCUGCUACAGCAGCCGGGUCAACAGGUAGUGCAGCCGCAGCUGCAGGCGCAGCCCCAAGCCCAGCAGCAACAGCCGGGUCAACAGGUAGUGCAGUCCCUGCAGCAGGCGCAACCCCGGCAGCAACAGCAACGGAAUCAGCUGCUACAGCAGCCGGGUCAACAGGUAGUGCAGCCGCAGCUGCAGGCGCAGCCCCAAGCCCAGCAGCAACAGCCGGGUCAACAGGUAGUGCAGUCCCUGCAGCAGGCGCAACCCCGGCAGCAACAGCAACGGAAUCAGCUGCUACAGCAGCCGGGUCAACAGGUAGUGCAGCCCCAGCGGUUGGUACAAUCCCAGUCCCAACAGCAACGGAAUAGACCGUUGCAGCAGCAGGGGCUCCAACUGCCGGUUUUGAGCCCGCAGCAGCAGCAGCCGCAGCGGCAGCAGGCGGGUCAACAGCAGGUGCAGCCCCAGCAACAGGCACAGCUGGAGCAGUCGCGUUCCCGGCAACAGCAGCAGCAACAACCAAAGCAGCAGCAUCAGCAGCAUCCGCACCUGCAGCAGGCGCAGCUGGAACAGCUGCAGCCCUUGCGGCAGGCGCAGCCCCAGCAGUUAACGCAGCAGCGCCAUGUGCAGCAGCAACUUGCGAUGUCUCCAGCAAUCUCAGGCCUGCAGAGUAGGCAUACUCCACAACAGCAGCAGCAGCAGCCACUUCAGCAACUACACCAGCAGCAGCAGCAGCAGCAGCAAGAGCAGGAAAAGCAUCCUUGGUUUCGGCUGCCACCAGACCUUCAGCAAACACUGCUCAAGCAGCAUCUGCAGAGGCAGCAAGGAAAGCAAGGUGUCGCGUCCCUCGCCCCAUUACAAGCUCUCCAACCGCAACAGCCGCAGCAAGCACAGCAGCUUCAGCCUCCUGUGCAGCAGCACCAGCAGCAGCAGCAGCAGCAGUGGUGGAAGCAGCUACAGCAACCACAACCACAGUCACAGUCACAGUCACAGUUACUGUCACAGCCACAGUCACAGCAGCUGCAGCAGCACCAAGGGCGCAUUCAGGAACAAGAUGGUACCCUAUCUCAUCUGCAGCGUCUUCAGCAGCAGCAACAGAAGUACCAACGGCAGCAGCAGGCGCAGCAAGUUCACCACCAGCAGCAGCAGCAGCCACAGCAACAGCUGCAGCAGCUGAAACAGCAGCACUUGACUGUUCAGAGCAAUCAGCUUCAGCACCAGCAGCAGCAGUUGUUGCAACAGCAGAACAAUCUGCACCAACAACGUCUGUUGCUGCAGCAACCGCAGCCACAAUCACAACCGCAGCAGCACCAGCAGUUGUCACAGCCCCUGCAGCAGCAGCAGGAACACCUGCAGCAGCAGCAGCAGCAGCCUCAGAAACACUCGCUCCAAGACCAGCCGCUCCCGAGCCUAUGGCGAAGCAAGCGGAGAAAGACAGCACGUAAGGAGGACGAGGACGAGGAGAGGGACGAUGGUGCCGAUGCUGCAGACGCCUUCCCUGUCUCCCAGCCAAAGGUCCUGGAGCCCUUGCACUACCGAGCGCUCAGGUCCAUCCAUGAGUCCAUCCGCCAGGUGGAGAUGCUUUUUGGAGUGAAAGCCCUUAUGGUUACGGAGCGGAUGGAUGGGGCAGAGGGCAGGGAGAAUGGCGAGAACGUGGUGGCGAAAUGGGAGAAGGAGGAGAAGGAGGCGGAGUCUCGGAGGCGGAAAGCAGCAGCGCAGCAUGGGGACCUGCUGAGGAUGCAGCUGCAGGAGCUGAUCUCCUGGUGGGAGAAGAAGGUCGACGGGCGUCUGGGCCCGCGCGAACGCGACCCGUUCCAGGGGAAGGAGGAGGAGGAGAAGGCGGCGAAGGCAGAGCUGUUUGAAACGGUGCUGGGGGUGGUGCGGCUGCUGCCGGCCUUCCCGCCGGAUUGCCAGGGGAGUCUGGUGAAGAUGUGUGACGUGGGGGGUGAGGUGUGUGAGAGGACGGAUGUGGAGCUGUACUGGGUGGAGCGGGUGGUGGCGUAUAACCCGCCUGAGGUGCUCAAGAUGAUGCGCUCGGAGAAGGGGAUCAAGCAGCUGGAGGUGACAAUGUGUGAGAGGAAGGUGCGGUCGAGUGAGCAGGUGGUGGAGCAGAUGGUGAGGAACUCAGCAGCGCAGCUGAGGGAGGGAGGGGUGGAGACGGAGGCCUUCAUUCUCAGCCUCAAAUGCCCGCUUUCCCUCGCACGCAUCAAGGUGCCUGUUCGGGGCAAGAAGUGCUCCCACGAGAGCACGUUCGACCUGGCGUCUUACCUCCGGAUGAACCAGGGCCUGGCGAAGAACGUCAAGAGGGCGUGGCGCUGCCCCAUCUGCUACCAACAGCUGCUGUGGUCCGAGCUCUUCCUGGACGGUUUCAUGCAAAAGAUUCUCCAAGAAACAAGUGAAGAGGACGAGGAGGUGGAGGUGUUCCCCGAUGGCAGGUGGAGAAGGAUGGAGAGCGGUAACGGGGAUGAUGGCAGCUGUUCUGAGUCAGAUGAGGAGGAGAGAAUGAUUAUUGCUGCGCUGAAGAGGAGAGAGGCGGAGCAGAGGCGGAAGGAGGAGGAGGGAAAGCGGAAGGAGGAGGGGGAGGGGGGGAGGGGAGAGGGAUGCGAGGAGCGAAACCAGGUGGAGGAGGUCAAAGCUGGGGCCGAAUGUGGGCCCGAGGCUGAGGGCGAGGCCGGGGCCGAAGCUGGGGACUUAGCUGCGGACGUAACUAGUAACAUGAAUGGGGUUACAGCUAGUGUGCCUGGCAGGGACAUGGUUACACCUAGCUUUCCCCGCGAGGAUGGAGUAGAGGAGGUUGGGGCUAGCUCAGAGGGAGGGAGGAGGGAUGGAUUGGGAGAGGGGGGUUGCGCCAGGGGAAGAGGAACUGUUUUGGAUAAGGGGAAACGGAAGAGAGACGAGGAGAAAGGAGGGGAAGGAGGGAAAUGUGGAGGCAUGGGAGCAGAGGAGGAAGGAGCGGGGAGGGGAGGAGGGCAGGGACUGGCGGAUGGGUUUUCAAAGGAAGGGAGGGAUGGUGGCAGUGCGGCUGACUCUGCUGCUGCCAGUGGUGGGUCGGAGAGUGUUGAAACGAAACGGAAGGGUGGGAAGAAGAAAGUGCUGGUCCCGCGGACUGUGUAUGCGAUUUACAAGAGGCAUGAGGUGGAGCAGAUGCGACAGCGGAAGGAGCAGCAGCAGCAGCAGCAGGGGCAGCAGCAGCAGCAGCAGCUGGGGCAGCAACACCAGGAGCAGCACAGAGUGGCUAGAGGAGAAACAUCAGCUGGUGGGUCUGCUCUGAGAGUGGUUCUGUCAAGAGGGAGAGCAUCGGCCGAUGCAGCAGCAGUGUCUGGGAGUGUUGGGGAGGUGGAGAGUAGGAGGGUCACGCGAGGGGCUACAGGGAGGGGGAGGGGUGGGGGUGUGACUGUAAAGAAUGCUGGUGUGCCAGCAAAGAGCGCUGCUGGGGGAAGAAAGAGCGCUGCUGCUGUGAAGCCGGUGGAGCCAGAGGUGAUCGAGCUGCUGUCAGAUUCGGAUGAGGAGGAGGAGGAGGAGGAGGAGGAGGAGGAUGGUGGAGGCGCUGCUGGUGCUGGUGGCAGUGCUGGUGGUUGCAGCAACGGCACUGGUUGUGGUGUUGGUGCUGGUGUUGGUGCUGGUGCUGAUGUUGGUGCUGGUGCUGGUGCUGGGGGCAGUGACGGAAGGAACGCAGUGAGAAGCAACGGGGAUGAGUUGAAGGGGAGAGCCGGAGAGGGGGGAUCGCAAGGCGAACAGCCAAGGGUGGCUUUCAAACGGUUGAAGAAGCAAGUGUGCCACGGAAGCCAGGGUAUCGCAGAAGGAGGAAGGGGCUUGAAAGCGGUUUUGAGAGGGGAAACGGACGAAGGGAAGGAGGAGUGGAUGGAGUGGGGGGAUGGGGAAGCGGAGGAGAAGUGGGCUUCGAAGAGUCAAAUGGAAGAGGUGGAGGAGGUACAGAAGAGGAGGCGAGUGGGGGGAGGAGGAGUAGCAGGAGUUCUGCCAGGGGGGGCUGUGGGGGCUGCUUCAGGUGCUGCUUCAGGUGCUGCUUCAGGUGCUGCUUCAGGUGCUGCUUCAGGUGCUACUUCAGGUGUUGCUUCAGGUCGAGAGUUCGGUGUGGCUGCCUCACCUGAACUGCCGUCACCUAGUAUAAGAGGAAUCGCCAAGGUCAAAAUUAGAUGGCAUGUGUCAUCUCAUGUCGCACAAGCAGCAGUGGCAACGGCGCAAACAGCAACAGUGGCACCAGCAGCAGCAGCAGCAGGAAGAUCGGCCCCAAUACCACAACCGGCAAGUGCAGCAGCAGCAGCCCCAAUGCCACAAGCGGCAAGAGCAGCAGCAACUGCAGUGGCAGCAAGGGCAGCACCAGCGGCACAGGGAGCCAGAGUCCCACUACCACAAGCGGCAACAGCAGCAACACCAGCCGCACCAGCACCAGCAACAGGGGCGAGGCCAGCUGGCAUUAGCAAGGCGGUUCAAGCAACAACUGGCAUAGUCUUACCAGCCGGUGUCGCAGCAGCAGCAGCACCCGCAGCAGCAGCAGCAGCAGCAACCCCAGCAGCAGCAGCAGCAGCAGCAGCAGCACCAGCAGCAGCAGCAGCAGCAGCAGCACCCCCAGCACCCGCAGCAGCAGCAGCAGCACAUUGUGUUGCCGUGGCAGCACAUCCAGUCGCAAAUGUACCGUCAAUGACUGCACGAAUGCCAGCACCAACGGGCAGCAGAGCAGCAGGUUUUACAGCAGCAGCAGUAAAAACAACAUCAGCAGGAACAGGAACAACAGGCGGAGGGGGAGGAGGAUUCCCAAAGCUCCACAUCAUCCCUCCUCGUCACCCGUCCACAGCAAAGCCAGCCAAUACCUCCCACUUUAACUCUAACUCGCAUCCCACAAACAGGCAGUCCCUGCAUCCUGCUCCCACAGUGAACCCUGCCCCUCUCUUGCACCGAUCCUCGUCAAGUCACAGUCCCUCUUAUGCCAAGAAUGCCGCCAUAACUGCUCCACUUGUCACUCAUGCCAGUGCUCACUCCUCGUCACAGUCACGAGUCCCCUCUUUGUCUGUCCGCUGUGCCACUCCCUCGGUAGCCGCACUCUUACCUCCUGUUGGUUCUAGACCAGUCCUGCCUUCUGCCUCCUCUCUCAUCUCUGCUGCUUCUCAUGCCGCCCCUGCCGCGGCUGCUGCCUCUGCUCUUCCUGCUCUUCCUGCUCUUCCUGCUCUUCCUGCUCUUCCUGCUGUCUCUGCUGCCGUUGCUACCUCCACUGCCCCUGCAUCUGUCAGAUCCUUUGCUACAGUUCCCAUCACCCCCCCCUUACCAUGAAUCCUCAAACCACCUCACAAGUGCUUGUGCUUCGCAAGUGCUUGUACAUCGCUAGUGCUUGUACACCGCAAGUGCUUGUACAUCGCUAGUGCUUGUACACCGCAAGUGCUUGUGCUUCGCAAGUGCUUGUACACCGCAAGCGCUUGUACACCGCAAGCGCUUGUACACCGCAAGUGCUUGUUCUAACCACACGAGUGCCCGCCUCACAACAUGCACGGUUGACCGACCAUUUCUGCUCCUGCUGCUGCUGCUGCUGCUGCUGCUGCAGCUGCUGUAACUGCUGCUUCGGGGUUGGGUUUUUUUCUUGUCUUCCUGCUGACCCCGGGCCACCGCUUUCCUUUGGGCUCUGGACUAGCCCUACCUUAGCUUUAACCCCUGCCACAGUUGCUCUUCCUUGACUCACACUUGCCAUGGAUGGGAGUGAUCGAAUGUUUUCCUGAGAGUGUACAGUACAUUCCAGCCUGUAGAAUGCCGAGCGUGUUACACACCAUACAUCUGCCAGUGAUUG